Ostertagia ostertagi is the source of this 1914-nucleotide messenger RNA. NCBI's taxonomy places the organism in Eukaryota, Metazoa, Nematoda, Chromadorea, Rhabditida, Trichostrongylidae. The record is from the annotation of a GenBank genome assembly.
AUGCUGCGUGCUGGUCGAAUUACUUUGCAAUCCUUUCGCCUGAUUACUACAAGAACGAAACCAGUCAACAAUCAGACGUUACUGAGUCGGAAGGCGUCUUCUGUGUCCGUCUCAGAAGCUCGUGCUGUCGAACCGAUAGCAUCCGUGGGAGUUGUACCUGUGGGUGACUCGAAUGGCAAUUUCAGCACCAAGUCGCGAAAGCAACAUCUACUGAUUAAUACUAGAGCUGAGCUGCACAAAGCUCAGAGGAUAGUCGUUAAACUAGGCAGCGCAGUGAUCACUCGAGAGGAUGAAUGCGGCUUGGCACUCGGCAGGCUGGCAUCUGUGGUUGAACAGGUUGCCGAGCUGCAACAAUCCGGUCGUCAAAUGUUGAUCGUCUCAUCGGGAGCCGUAGCAUUCGGUAGGCAAAAGUUGCGACAAGAGCUCGUCAUGAGUAUGAGUAUGAGACAGACUCUGAGAGGUCCAGCUGGAAUCACUGCUGACAAACGUGCUUGUGCUGCAUCAGGAAUGCCCGGAUUGAUGUCACUUUAUGAGCAGCUUUUUCAGCAGUACGGAAUUACUGUGGCUCAGGUUUUACUAACAAAACCAGACAUCGAUGAUCCUCAACGGCGUAAGAAUUUGCAAGCGACUAUUGAAAGCCUUCUCUCGCUCAACAUCAUUCCUAUUGUUAACGCUAACGAUGCCGUUGCACCGGAUCCGAAACUGAAUAUGCAUAUAUCUGACAACGACUCGCUGGCCGCGCGAUUGUCGGCUGAGAUAGAGGCUGAGCUUCUCAUCAUCCUCUCAAACGUCAAUGGAGUAUACACAGGACCUCCUGAUAUGGAAGGAUCGCGUCUUCUUCACACAUUCGUCCCAUCUGAAGAUGCGGGAGUCGUAUUUGGAGCAAACAGCAAAUUUGGAACAGGUGGAAUGGAGAGCAAGGUGAAUGCUUGUGUGAAAGCCUUGGACAACGGCGUUACAACGGUGAUCACAAACGGUUUGUCGACUGACGCUAUCACUGAUGCCGUAAAAGGCAAGAAAAUUGGUACCAUGUUCUGUCGGACUCACAGCUAUGAAGGACCGCCAGUUGAAGAGAUGGCAAGCAAAUGUCGUGACUCCGGCCGUAAAUUGGCCUCUCUAACGAACGCAGAGAGGGCCGCAAUGGUUAGACAUCUUGCUCAUCUACUCGUACAAAGAGAAGAUGAUAUAAUGGACGCCAAUCGAGCUGACCUGAAUCACGCUCAAAAUAACGGUAUUGAUGUCCAACUCUUAAAUCGCCUACAAAUGACUAAGGCUAAAAUUAUGGACCUCCACAGUGGCUUGAACACAAUCGCAGAUUCGGCUGAAACUCUUGUUGGACGAUGCUUGCGAAGGACUAAAAUCAGUGAAAACCUGUAUCUGGAGCAGGUCACAGUGCCGAUUGGCUCGCUAAUGGUCAUUUUCGAAUCGCGUCCCGAUUGUUUGCCACAGUCAUAUUCAUUAUUUCCGGUCGCAUCGUUGGCAAUGGCAUCUGGCAACUCCCUUCUUCUCAAAGGCGGUAAAGAAGCUGAAGAAAGUAACCGAAUGCUCCACAGUAUUGUUCAGGAAGCUCUUGGCACUCAUGGCUACGAAAUGCGUGACGCUGUGACAUUGGUACGAAGCCGAGAAGACGUCGCCGAACUUCUUCAACUCAAGGGUCUGAUUGAUCUUGUGAUUCCUCGUGGAUCAUCCGAUUUAGUACGAUCAAUGCAGGAGAAAAGCAAAGGGAUCCCCGUACUAGGACACGCUGAAGGAAUUUGUCACGUUUACCUUGACAAGGAAUUGGAUGAACAGAUGGCCAUUGAUAUUGUACGUGAUUCGAAAUGCGACUAUCCAUCAGCCUGCAACGCAGCUGAAACGAUUCUCAUUCACAAGGAUCUUCUUGAGCUCCUUCUUUCUUCGAUCAACUAUGUGUGA